Vicia villosa (hairy vetch) is the source of this 990-nucleotide messenger RNA. Its product is annotated as glutelin type-D 1-like. Gene Ontology annotation, molecular function: nutrient reservoir activity. The annotation marks the transcript as partial. The transcript has a single exon. The record is from RefSeq and is a predicted model, not a curated record. NCBI's taxonomy places the organism in Eukaryota, Viridiplantae, Streptophyta, Magnoliopsida, Fabales, Fabaceae.
AUGGAUAUUGAUCUCACUCCAAAAUUGUUGAAGAAAGUGUACGGUGACAAUGGUGGAUCGUAUUACAGUUGGUCACCAUCUGAACUUCCUAUGCUGCGUGAAGGUAACAUUGGUGCUGCCAAGUUAGCUCUUGAGAAGAACGGUUUUGCCACUCCUCGGUACUCCGAUUCUUCCAAAGUUGCAUAUGUUCUUCAAGGAAGUGGAGUUGCUGGAAUUGUGCAACCUGAAUCAGAAGAGAAGGUUCUUGCAAUUAAGACUGGUGAUGCUUUAGCACUUCCUUUUGGUGUUGUGACAUGGUGGUUCAACAAAGAGGACACUGAGUUGGUUAUUUUGUUUCUUGGAGAUACUUCAAAAGCACAUAAGGCUGGUGAGUUCACUGAUUUUUUCCUAACUGGUCCUAACGGAAUCUUUACCGGAUUUUCGACUGAGUUUGUGGGAAGAGCUUGGGACUUGGACGAGACCAAUGUGAAGACCCUUGUUGGGAAACAAACCGGGAAAGGGAUUGUGAAGCUUGACGGAAGCAUCAGCCUUCCUGAGCCUAAAGAUGGAGACAGGAAAGGUAUGGUCUUGAAUUGUCUAGAGGCACCAUUGGAUGUCGAUGUUAAGAAUGGCGGAAGGGUUGUUGUUUUGAACACCAAGAACCUUCCUUUGGUUGGUGAGGUUGGUCUAGGAGCUGACCUUGUGAGGCUUGAUGGAAAUGCCAUGUGCUCGCCUGGAUUCUCUUGCGAUUCUGCUUUCCAGGUUACUUAUGUUGUUAGGGGAAGCGGACGCGUUCAAGUUGUUGGUGUUGAUGGCAAGAGGGUUUUGGAGACUACUUUGAAGGCUGGAAAUUUGUUCAUUGUCCCAAGGUUUUUCGUCGUCUCCAAGAUUUGUGACCCCGAGGGAAUGGAGUGGUUUUCUAUCAUCACUACUCCUAAUCCCAUCUUUACACACAUGGCUGGAAGUUCUUCGGUGUGGAAGGCAUUAUCAUCACUACAACACGGAAGGGCU